GGGCUGGGACACGGGAGAAAAGGGAUCAGGGGUGCGAGCAGUUUCUCUGCUGUUGAUAAGGAAGCCGGCUCUGAAGUUCUGCUAUGGAUGUCUUUGCUCUCUCUGGCCACAAACUUACCUUGUAGACCAGGCUGGAUUGGAUUCCACUCACCUCUGUUUCCCAAGCUCCAGGAUUAAAGGUCUCACUGAUCAGCAAAACCUACUCACCUGUUGAGCAGAAAAAAAGUGCCCUAGAAGAUGGAGAGUGAGGAGACAGGAGCUAAAGGUGCAGGUCAGCAAGCCAUCUAUUCAUUGUUCCUGAAAGAGAAACUCAAAGAACAGAAACAGAAAGAAAUGGCUGAUUCUGCAGUUAAUCUGUCCCAGGGUCUAUUGACAUUCUGGGAUGUAGCUGUGGACUUCUCCCAGGAGGAGUGGGAAUGCCUGGACUCUGCUCAGAGGGCUUUGUACAUCGAUGUGAUGUUGGAGAAUUAUAACAACCUGGUCUCUGUGGAGAACUAUUGCAUAUGUGAUCCUGUCCAUCACCAUGUGAAUAAUGAAAAGAAGUCUUGUCAGUGUACUGAGCUUGGCAAAAUGCUUCAUGACCACUGCAAAUAUGCACUUUAUAGAACAAGUGAAACUACAGAAAAUUCUAAUAACUACAGAUGCAAUAAUCACAGGGAUGCCUCUAUUGACUCAUCAAACCCAGACAGACAUGAAAGCAUGCACAAUGGAGAAGAACUUUCCAAAUCUAAAGACUGUGAGAAAUCUUUAAAUUUGUGUUCCAACCUUACUCAAGAUCAGAGACUGGACACUGCAAAGAAAGAGCACAGGAAGGGAGAAUAUAAUGACGAUUUUGACUGUACAUUCAGUCAUUUGCAACAAAAAUUCUACAUUGGAGAGAAACCACACCAUUGUGGAAACUGUGGGAAAUACUUCAGUACUGCUUCAAGCCUCACUGAACAUCAGAGAAUUCAUACUGGAGAGAAGCCUUACAAAUGCAAGGAAUGUGACAAAUGCUUUACUGUGAAGUCAACUCUUACAAAGCAUCAGAGAGUUCAUACUGGAGAGAAACCGUACAUGUGCAACAUUUGUGACAAAUCCUUUACUCAGUACUCAAGCCUUAAAACACAUCAAAGACUCCAUACUGGAGAGAAGCCUUACAAAUGCAAGGACUGCAACAGAUCCUUUACUCACUAUUCAUCAUUUACAAGACAUCAGAAAACUCAUUCUCUAGAAGAAUUGUACAAAUGCAAAGAAUGUGGUAAAUCCUUUCUUGAAUUAUCACAUCUUAAAAGGCAUUACAAAAUCCAUACUGGUGAGAAGCCUUACAAAUGUGAGGUAUGUGACAAAUCCUUUACUAUGUCCUCAAAUCUUAGAAAUCACCAGAAAAUUCAUACUAGAGAGAAACUUUACAAAUGUAGGCAAUGUGACAAAUCCUUUACCCAGGACUCAUAUCUUAGAAUACAUCAGAGAAUUCACACUGGAGAGAGACCUUACAGAUGUACGGAAUGUGACAAAUCAUUUACUGAGUGUUCAACUCUUAAACAACAUCAGAAAAUUCAUACUGGAGAGAAACCUUACAAAUGUAUGGAAUGUAACAAGUCCUUCACCCGUAACUCACAUCUUAGAACACAUCAGAAACUUCAUACUGGAGAAAGACUUUGCAAAUGCAAAGAAUGUGACAUGUCCUUUAUCCAGAUUUUGAAUCUUAGAAGACAUCAGAAAAUUCAUAUUGGUGAGAAAAAUAUCAUUGCAAAUAAUAUGAUGUAGAUUUAUCUCGAAUUCUUGUUUAGAAAACACAACAAUAGAAACAAAUAUAAGAAACUUGUGAAUGCCUUAAAUCUUAAAAAAUUUCACAGGGUUUAUAUGAAAAUAAAAUUCUGCAAAAGU
Peromyscus maniculatus bairdii (prairie deer mouse) is the source of this 1869-nucleotide messenger RNA. NCBI's taxonomy places the organism in Eukaryota, Metazoa, Chordata, Mammalia, Rodentia, Cricetidae. The record is from RefSeq and is a predicted model, not a curated record.